This is a messenger RNA of Terrapene triunguis (Three-toed box turtle), 2176 nucleotides long. RefSeq names its product zinc finger protein 239-like. The transcript is spliced from 2 exons. The coding region runs from base 193 to 1320 and encodes 375 amino acids. Gene Ontology annotation, molecular function: RNA polymerase II cis-regulatory region sequence-specific DNA binding; DNA-binding transcription factor activity. Gene Ontology annotation, biological process: regulation of transcription by RNA polymerase II. The record is from RefSeq and is a predicted model, not a curated record. Lineage: Eukaryota; Metazoa; Chordata; Testudines; Emydidae.
UGUGAGCCGGGAGCCAGGGCUGAGCCGCUGCUGCUCCCCAGCUGGGUCUGUGCGGGAACUUAAGAGCCCUUCCCUAGCGCCCCUCUGUGCCCAGCCGGGGGGACUUUCUCCGGGGGCUGGAACCAGCCCCUGGGGCAGCCCCGGGCUCUGCCGACACCAGCUGCUGAGCCGGAGCCUGCAGCAGGUGAUGGGAUGGUGAGUGAGAAUGAGGAGGAGAAAUCUCAGCAGGAAGAUGCUGAGCCAGUGGAACUGCAUGGGAUAGUAUUGGGAAGAGUUGAAGGGGAUGUUUCCCAGAGCCCUGAGCAGGAAGAAGCCUGUGAGAGUCAGCUCAGGCCAGAGAGGGCACAUGGAAACCAGCCAGAGGAGAGACUGGAUAAAUCUACUCGUGGGAAAAGAGGGGACAAGAACGUCCAUGACGCUGUCCAACAAAGAAACUCAGCUGAGCAGAGAUCACUCGCCUGUGGUAAAUGUGGGCAAAGCUUCCCCUGCAGCUCCGCCCUCAGCCUGCACCAGAGGAGUCACAACAGUGCCAGAGAGAAACCCUACAAAUGUGAGGAGUGCGGGAAAAGGUUCAGCCGGAGCUUGAACCUCAUCAUUCACCAGAGAGUGCACACGGGAGAGAGACCCUACAAAUGCCCCGACUGCACGAAAUGUUUCAAGAACAGCUCUGGGUUCCUGAGGCAUCAACUAGCCCACACGGGCGAUAAGCCCUUCAUCUGCCCAGACUGCGGGAAAUGCUUCAAUCGGAGCUCCACCCUCGUCACACACCAGAGGACCCACACGGGGCAACAGCCCUACAAGUGCACUCACUGCGGGAAAGCCUUCAGCCAGAGCUCCAACCUGAUCAGACACCAGAGAACCCAUGGGGGAGAGCGCCCCUACCCAUGUCCCGACUGUGGGAAGAGCUUCACCCAGAGCUCCAACCUCAUGACCCACCAGAGAAUCCACACGGGGGAGAGACCCUACAAAUGCACCGAGUGCGGGAAAGGCUUCGUUCAGAUCGCAAGCCUUCUUUCCCACGAACGAACCCACAUGGAGGGGAAACCCCACGAGUGUCCUGACUGCGGGAAAAGGUUCCGCUACGGCUCCAGCCUGACUUCCCAUCAGAGAACUCACACAGAGGAGAAUCCCUAUAAAUGUCCUGACUGCGGGAAAAGCUUCCCUCAGAGCUCGAACCUCAGCAGGCACCAGCGAAUCCACACAGGAGAGAAACCUUAUGAGUGCCCCGUGUGCGGGAGAAGCUUCAUUCAGAAAUCAAAUCUGUUCGCUCACCAGAGAACCCACUUGGUAGACAAACCUUCCAAGUCCCCUCCCAAAUGAGGGCUAGGCCUCUGUCAGAAUCCAGGUGUUACUGCAGAGGGUAUAGUGCAGAAGGGAGUUGGGGCUCAUUCACAGCCUUUUAACUUAAAGGGUGAUGUUAGCCUGGUUUAAUAGGCUGUGUGAACACGCUAUAAUCCAGGCUUAUUUUGGUUUAGCCUAAAUUGAUUAGGUGAGGUCUCUACAGACAAAAAAUUACCCCAGUCUAAGGGCCUCUCCGAGCAGGGAAGUUAUUCCAGAAUAAGGGAGAGUGUGAAUUUGAAGUGGUACAGAUAUCCCUUAAUGACACCGCAUAUGGACACUCUCGUAUUGAGAUUUAGGGUCCAUGUGGGGAGUUGUUCUAAAAUAGCAGUAGCCAGUCAGUUUCCCCAUGUAGACAAGCCCUAAUUAAAGGUAGGAUUAUAAACUGAUUUAGUUUAACAGGCACAGCUGUAUUUGUGAUGCUCAUAUCAUUUCCAACCUUGCUUGGCUUGGUUUAGUUUGAGGUGUUUACACCAUGUUAAUUAGACCUUUGUGAGUUUGUGUAUGGAUAAGGACUUUGCUGGAGCACUGACCUCCACUCCUAUCAAAGGCGUGAACUUUGGGGACUAAAAAUUAAAAAGGAAAUGGGCAGAAAAAGUCAUUCACAUUAGGUAGAAGAUAAACAAUUACAUGAUUGAACCAAGCAGAAUCUACAAACUAAUUGUAGGCAAUGGAAUAGGAAGAUGUGAAAGAAACAAACAAGAGCCGCCAAAUCUACUUUGUCAUUUAAUCCUUCCUUGCUAUGUUGUGAUGUAGCUGACCCAGUUACCACAGCACAGAAUCAUAGAAUAUCAGGGUUAGAAGGGACCUCAGGAGGUCAUCUAGUCCAACCCCCUGC